UAUUAGCAUUAAUAAAGUGUCUAUAGUGUAAUUGAAGCUUUCUAUUUUAAAAACAUUUCUAUUUUAAAUACUAAUCCGUACACGAUGUCUUAUAAUAUAACUCUAUGAAUUAAAAAUUAAACGACUUUCGAAACAAAAUUUCCAAUAAAUUUUGAAAGAGAGAGGAAAAGAAAAAAGAAAAAAAAAAGGAAAAAAAAAGUCUAUCAAAUAUAGCUUCUUCUCUAAUAAGUUUGUCCUUGCUCAUUAUCAAAAGCUGCUCAUCAACUCUUAUAACAAAAUGGGGAGAGGAAAAAUUGUGAUCAAAAGGAUUGACAAUGCAACGAGUAGACAAGUAACCUUCUCAAAACGAAGAAGUGGAUUGCUUAAGAAAGCUCGAGAAUUAUCAGUCUUGUGCGAUGCAGAAGUUGGAGCAAUUAUCUUUUCUAGCACCGGAAAACUUUAUGACUUUGCAAGCACCAAGAAUAGUGACAUUGAUAUUCUGAAUGCUACUUUCAGCAUGAAAAUGGUGAUUGAAAGAUACAACAAAAUGAAGGAAGAGAACAACCACCAGCUGUCAUCUGCUGCUUCUGAACUUAAGUUUUGGCAAAGGGAGGCAGCAAACUUGAGGCAACAACUGCAAUAUUUACAAGAAAGUCACAGGAAACUUAUGGGACAAGAACUUUCAGGUUUAAGCAUCAAAGACAUGCAGAACUUGGAAACUCAAUUGGAAACAAGCUUGAAAAGUGUAAGAAUGAAAAAGGACCAACUCCUAUCUGAAGAGAUCAGAGAACUUAACCAAAGGGGAGCUAUAAUUCAUCAACACAAUAUUGAGCUAUAUAAGCAAUUAAAUCUCGUGAAACAGCAAAAUUCUGAGCUACAAAAGCAGGUGUGCACAACAGAGGAAACGAAUCAGAUACAGCAACACCCACACAUGUCAUAUAAUGUCAAUAAUGAUUCUCACAUGAACACGGCAAUCAAUCUCCAGCUAAGCCAACCAGAGCAGCACAAUGAUGAAACAUCAGCAAAAAAUAUGAAACUAUGCUUGCAACUACAUUAGCAAAGCUAGUACUGUACAUGUGUCCAGUGUCACACCAAAUGCUAAGCCAAGCAUUACAACAGACAAUUCUACUUGAAUGGGAUGAUGCACGUGAUCAUAGAGAAAAAAGCAUUCAGCAACAUCUACAGGUUUGGUAUGAUUUGGUACAUAGCGAUAAUUUAGUAUAGCAGACCAAUGACCAACAAUAGCUUUCCAUAAUAAAAAAAACAGUAGAUGUGCUUGUUAAAUAUUUUUUUUUUUUUGUAAGGUAUGUAAUUGUUCUUAUGAUGGUGUGUUUCACGAAUUCAAAUGCUUUUAGCUGUAGAGCCUUUUCUUGUGCAAUAAAGAUUAUGAAUCAUUGGAUUGAUCAAUUGAAAAAUUA
Chenopodium quinoa (quinoa) is the source of this 1397-nucleotide messenger RNA. Its product is annotated as MADS-box transcription factor 23-like. Gene Ontology annotation, molecular function: protein dimerization activity; RNA polymerase II cis-regulatory region sequence-specific DNA binding; DNA-binding transcription factor activity, RNA polymerase II-specific. The transcript is spliced from 9 exons. The record is from RefSeq and is a predicted model, not a curated record. Gene Ontology annotation, cellular component: nucleus. The coding region runs from base 278 to 1036 and encodes 252 amino acids. Lineage: Eukaryota; Viridiplantae; Streptophyta; Magnoliopsida; Caryophyllales; Amaranthaceae. Gene Ontology annotation, biological process: positive regulation of transcription by RNA polymerase II.